CACAAUCAUAAUCAUUGAGUAAAUUAAACAGCAAACAAACGAAUAGUCGGAACAAUUUACCGUCGACCAACCAACCAAACAGUCAACCAGUGAAAUAAAAUUUUUAAAAGUUAGAAAAAUGGCUGCACCUGCUCUUAAAGAUCUUCCAAAAGUUGCCGAAACCCUCAAAAGCCAACUUGAAACCUUCGAUACGGACAAAUUGAAAAAUGCCAACACUCAGGAAAAAAUCAUUCUCCCCACAGCCGAAGAUGUAGCAGCUGAAAAGACUCAAAAGUCAUUGUUUGCUGGCAUCGAAUCCUUUAAUCCAUCCAAUCUGAAACACACCGAAACUCAGGAGAAAAAUCCAUUGCCAGACAAAGAAGCAAUCGAAAAGGAAAAGGAGAAGAAUGAUUUCAUUGCUGGCAUUGAGAAUUUCGAUUCCAAAAAAUUGAAACAUACUGAGACAUGCGAGAAGAAUCCGUUGCCAACCAAGGAAGUCAUCGAAGAGGAGAAGAGAGGUUAGAGUCACCAAUCAUUUAUCGUUGGCAUGCAUGCAUGUCUCUUAAGCAGAGGAGAGGAGAAGAGCAAAUGCGGCAGCCGGUGCUGCAGCAGAAACUCAACCAGGCCGUACCAGUAGCACUUUACCAACUCUCAUUGCAAAACUGGAUGACGUAUUUUUUACUCAUUCCUAAUAUCUAAUAUUACUGAAAGACAUACUUUACUUUGUAAAAGCAUUUAUAAUUUGCGUACAUACAUAUUUAUAUAUCGAAAACAAAUAACAUUUUCAUACAAAAUUUUAUAAAAAAAAACAUCCCAUUGUUUUUCUCUCUCACGCUUAAACACCCACCCCACUGUGGUUGAACUCAAAAAUGAUCAAGAAACAGUAUUUUUGUUUGAACAUCUAUUAUACUGCAUACUGUUCUCAGGAAUUCAUAUUGUCUGUGUGUGUAUAUGUGUGUGCAAUGCAGUUGAAGAAGAGCCAAUCCGCAAACAAAAACUGCUAAUGUCGAAUGUAAAUUUUAUUUUUAUUGAAAUUGAUACGUGACUUUCAUGCCAAUGCCUGCGCUUCGCUUGUUAUGUAUGUACAUAUCUCGGAAUAUAUGCAUUCAGAACACUUAAGCCACUCUGGAACACCCAUAAAUAAAUUGAAACUAUUGCACACUUGAUGAGAGACAUCUUAAUGGGGUGAACUAACACACAUACAUAUAUAACACCAUACAUAUAAAGGAUAAUAAUUUCAUUAAAUACAACAACAAAAAGAAAGUAAGAAACACGUACAUGGGCUUGUUUGAGAUAAUUUUGUAAUAAAACAAAACGAUUAAACCGAA
Stomoxys calcitrans (stable fly) is the source of this 1307-nucleotide messenger RNA. It is a transcript of the gene cib, whose product is annotated as thymosin beta. Gene Ontology annotation, biological process: actin filament organization. Gene Ontology annotation, molecular function: actin monomer binding. Gene Ontology annotation, cellular component: cytosol. The record is from RefSeq and is a predicted model, not a curated record. Lineage: Eukaryota; Metazoa; Arthropoda; Insecta; Diptera; Muscidae. Bases 119 to 502 code for a protein of 127 amino acids. The transcript is spliced from 4 exons.